AUGUGGCGAGGACCGUUGCUGCUGCUACUUCUCGUCUAUUGCGGUUCGCUGAAGGCUCGAGGCAGCCACGGCGACGUCGUCAGCGACGAGUCGGCGCGUCGCGACGCUCGUCACCCGGCACCGUUCGCCACGGAAGUGGAGGAUCUGCUUGGCGAGGGGAACACGCCUGAAAAAAAGGAGUCGUCUAAAAAAUCUGGGAAGAAUUCAGCUGGCAAAUCAGACGAGGGAGGAUACUACAAGACGUACGGCAGCGACGCCGAGGGCGAGAAGGGUUACUUGAAGGCAACCUACAGCAAGGGUAAUCACGGCUAUAAGACCCUCGACACCUUCCACAAGCAGGAUGGCGACAAGUACGCAUUCGAGAAGCGCGUUGCCUACGGCAAAGCGCGUGCUGACAAGAAAAGUAGCCACAACGACGAGGCAGCCUCUCGUUUCAGGAAAGCCGACGAUCAUGAGGGCGCAGGUACCAUGGUCGAUACUCGUUACGCAACCGAUGAAGGUGAUAAUCAGAAUAACGGCGGCGAACACGUCGAAGCCACCGAUCACGAGAGCUAUACCCACGAAGAUAGCGGUCACUAUACGGAUCAUGGACCAGAAUCUUCGAGUUACGGGCACGGCGAAAGCUAUGCGGAUGGAGACGGCGAGCACGGUUCUUACGAAAGCCACAGCUCCUACUCUACAAGCUCUGGUGGUGAACACGGUGACGAAGGAGGCCAUUAUUAUUAA
Messenger RNA from Habropoda laboriosa, 726 nucleotides. RefSeq names its product spore wall protein 2-like. The transcript has 3 exons. The record is from RefSeq and is a predicted model, not a curated record. The coding region runs from base 1 to 726 and encodes 241 amino acids. Lineage: Eukaryota; Metazoa; Arthropoda; Insecta; Hymenoptera; Apidae.